GCAGGGCUCCCCGGGCCCUGGACGGUCGGGACCCAAUGGGGGCCCGUCGCCGAGGCAGCAGGCUCCGCCCCCGAGAUAUUCGGGCGGGCCCUGCUGCCUCGCGCCACUGAGUGCACUGACGUUCGUGGUCAUAUUAGGUAUAAAGCAUUGUAGCCUAUAAUAUGAGUUGAACUUGUGCUGCUAUUUUCACACUCACAUUUAACAUUAAAACAUGAAAAAUUGCAAGUGAAUCCCUUCUAUUGUCUCCAAAUGUAUUUUGGGUAAAAUCGUCAUCAACAGCCGUCCAUCAACACCAUACGUAAAUGAACGUCAACGUCAUCAUCAAUCACUUGUCAUUCAACAGAGCACUGCCUAAGCAUGAGCAGUUAUAAACACAAAAGUGGAGCUACAAAAUGCAAAGAAAAAGAUAAAAAAGGAGGACCAAGGAAAAGCCAAAUUGUCCAAGCUCGAUGGAUAUUUUUUUCGCCAGCCGUGUUUCAUCCCCGAGCCCCAGCCCGCCAACAACGUUAGUGGGGGUUAGCCAGAUUUACAGGUAGGCUACAAUCACGGCCACACACUGUCAACAAGAAAAUUGAUGAUGAUAAUAGGGACGACUCAGCAGCUGCUAGCUGCUAGCUGCUCGUCUAGAGGAGAGCCAGGCCUGACGCUUGACCAGCCGCAACCCUCCCCCUCCGGCUCCUUACUGGCUGCGCCGCAAGGUGAAGAAGUACCGGACACUCUUGCCCUGGCUACUAAAUGGGGAAGUCAAACACAGUUUGAAACAACCAGGGCCAGGAAAGUUAAGAGACACUUUGAUGAACUUUCUGAAGACAGCCGCCUCACUGACGCAGAGAGCAACUUUCGGGUGACCGUUUUCAAUGCAUGUCUCGAUAUAAUCAUCCAGCAACUGUCCCAAAGAUUCACCAGUUUAAAUGAAACUGUGAACAUGUUUGAGGCAAUUCACCCCAACACACUACUGCAAGCAAAGGAUGAGGAUUUACACCAAGCUGCUCAGCGGCUUAGAGAGCACUACAGUCGGGACAUCGCCGCCAGCUUCCCUGGCCAGCUGCUUUCUUUCAGAACCUGUUUCAGGGACCAAAUACAAAAACUAAAAUCUGUCGCGGAUCUGGUAAAAAUGCUCAUUGUUUACAACCCAGCAGUAACAUCUACAUUCAGUGAGGUUUGCACAGCCUUCAUCUUAUUUCUGACUCUUCCUGUCACCGUGGCAACCGCCGAGCGCUCUUUCUCCAAAUUAAAACUCAUCAAAAACUAUUUGAGGAGCACGAUGGGACAGGAGAGACUGAGUGGACUGUUCUUGCUGUCCAUCGAAAGUGACCGAGCCAAGAAAUUGGACAUACAGCGUAUUGUGGACAAGUUCGCGGAGCGCAAGGCUCGCCGAGUACCCUUCAAGUAGUGGUGAGUACACUUCAAAUUUAAUUUGUACAGUAGCCUACUUGUACGUGAAUGUAUGGGCCGCCGUGCCAAUUUUACACUGCUCUGCUCUCAUGGUGGCUGUCCAUGGUGAAUGGUGUGUCAGAAAUGUAGUCAUUUUAUUAGGCUAUGUUUUCAUUGUCCUUGUGGUUUGUUGGACUUU
This is a messenger RNA of Gymnodraco acuticeps, 1573 nucleotides long. RefSeq names its product zinc finger MYM-type protein 1-like. The coding region runs from base 575 to 1393 and encodes 272 amino acids. NCBI's taxonomy places the organism in Eukaryota, Metazoa, Chordata, Actinopteri, Perciformes, Bathydraconidae. The record is from RefSeq and is a predicted model, not a curated record. Gene Ontology annotation, molecular function: protein dimerization activity. The transcript is spliced from 2 exons.